AUAUCAAGCACUAGACACACACAUACGCCGCAUAGCGCACGCACACCAACACUUCGAGCAGCCGGUCCAGCGGAAAAGUUUCUAGAACGUCGUCGUGAAACUCGAACUCCAUUUAAAUCUUUCCCCCAACAGCUGAGUGAUAAUUAAUUAAAUAUAGUUUAUUGUGGCUGCAACAACAAAGGCCCAAAUAUAUAUUAAACAGAAAGCAACGUUCAAGAAACCAAACGCAUUUGUCAAGGAAACGUGUUCAAAAAUUAACAGAAACAAGCCUCAAAACAAACCGAUAAACAAACAAACUAACAAACAUAAAUUAUUCCCUCAAAAGUGAUUAGAAUAUAUUGUUAUUUGUGCGAGAAAAGAUCUGUUCGCGAGUGAAGUGUCCGCUUGAGAGAGCGCUAUGUCCGCAUCUGCUGCCUCCGGUUCGCGCAAUAAACACUCCAAAAUCCGUAACGAUGAGCAGAAUUUUGAUGUAACAAAGGAAGAGUUCGACCGUUUCCGCCAGGCGCUCGGCCAGGAGGAGUUUCGUAAGCUGUUCUUCGAGUACGUGGAGGAGAUCCAGGACCCCGCUAACCGCAAGAUCUACGAGGAAGAGAUCACGCAGCUGGAGAAGGAGCGUGGCGUGGAGGUGAGGUUUAUCCACCCGCAACCUGGAUUUGUGAUAAAGACAGCGCUAGAUGGUGAGCUUAAGUGCUUUAUCAACAUCGCCGGCUCGCCGGAGAUCGAAAGACCCAAGAAUGAAGUGGCCAUGGAUCCCUCGAACGGCAGUCGCGGUCUGAGCUGGUCCAUUCCCAUGGCCCAGACAUCCUCGCGUGAUGACUGCGAUGCCAAGAACAACCUCUGCAAGGUUUUCGACGUAGUCUUCCAUCCGGACGCUCUACACUUGGCCAAGCGGAACCAGCAGUUCCGUAAAUGUCUCAUUGACACUGCGCUGGAUGCUGUCGAGCGGGAGUAUCAGGUCGCCCUGGAUCGCGCCAAUCUCAAGUUCCCCAAGCUGGACUACAAGGGCAUCUCCCGACCCACUGUGAUACGCAAAUUGGCCAAGAAUCACUCGGCCGAAGACCAGGAACCCCAUCCCCUGGACAUCUAUCCCACUAAGCUCCCAUCCGCCUCUGACGGGAAGCCCCGAGUCCUGCCCAUGAAGUCCAAGCCAUCACCCGUGCCCGAGUUCACGGUGCCCAAGUAUUCGAUCAAGCACAGCCACGAUGUGGAUUUAUCCGAGUACACAGACGAGCUGGACGCCAAGCUGCAUGUGACUGUACCGCGCUCUCUGGUCGUAGAGAUCGAGCUGCCCCUGCUCCGUUCGACAGCCGAGUGCCAGCUGGACGUUACCGCAACGUCCGUUUAUUUGCUCAGCGAACGCCAGGGAGCCAAGUACCGGCUGAAGCUGGACCUGCCCUUCACCGUGGACGACAAGGCUGGCAGCGCCCGCUUUGACACCGAUCUGCGCCGCCUGAACAUAACGCUGCCCGUGGUGCGGACUAACGUACGCGAGCAGCGCCAAAUGCAUGAUACUUUGCGCCACUUAAGUCGCGAGGACAGCGGCGUGGAGCUCCAUUCCAACAGCGAGUCGCCCGUAGAGGAAGACUGCGAUGGCGACCUCAGCGAUUCCAAGGCGGAUACCUCCGAGACUGCCACGUCCACUGCCACGCCAGUGCAAAACGCCUUGAUGCCGUUCCUUAAGAGCUCCGUGCACUAUCAACUGCCCGCCAAGUUCGACUGCAAUGUGCUGGAUAAUGUGAUGGCGUUCGUGCUGCAUGUGCCAAACGUUCAGCCAGACUCCAUUCAGCAGCUAAAGGAGCAGCGGAGCCUGCACCUGCAGUUUGCCACCAUUGGCAGUGGCUACUAUCCCACCCACUAUGCUUUCUACGUGGAGCUGCAGGCCGAGGAUGCAGAUCUCUCCAUCGAAAGUGCAGAGGCAGAGGCCUGGGACAAUAAUGUGGUACUGAAGCUGUGCUUCAGUGCGCAGAGCGAAACGCCACAGGGAUAUUUAGCCGGACUGGAUGCCACGGAUCUCACGGAGUACUCAGUCCACGGCCAGUACAAAGUAAAGGAUAAGAAGGGGGACAAAGCGAAGACUGAGGAUGCCCAGCUCGAUGUAAAAUUCAAGCACAAGGAGGGCCAGGCCCUGAAAGUCACCAUUCGCCCGGUGCCGAAGGAGAACGAAAACGAGGAGGAGGAGGAAGAGGAGCUCGAAGACCCUGAGCAUGAGCAAGAGCCGCAGAACGCUCAUAUCAAGAAGCCGAACAAGAAGCAGCGCAAGCGGAACAAGAAGGAGCGCUCCCUCUCCGAGUCGGCCUGCGAGGAUAUUCUCGACCAGAAAGCCCUGACUGAUAUUCCAGUUCCACAGUCCAAGGCCACGCUGAAGCUUCCGCAGCGCAAGCAGCGCAGCUACUCGGAGUGCAACGACAGCAGCUUGGGCAGCGGCAGCUCCUAUCGUGGCAUCCUUAAACGAUUCAGCCGCUAUGGACCUCGGCCAUCAAUGUCCGACAGUUGCUCCUCCAUCGACGACUGCUCCUCCUCGUACUCGUGCUCCGUAGACGCUUCCGGAGUCACGCUUUUAUCGCACUCUUUUGGCGGCAUUCCCGAGGAGGAUCGAGGCGAUGCUGGACUCUCGGAGAGCUGCAAGAAGACUGUUAGGUUUAAUGACCACAUCAUGAAGCAAGUUUUCCGACUCGAUUCCAGCAUCCUGGGUCAGCGUAAGAAAAACCAGAAGCGCCGUGAUCUCAAGAUGCGGGCCCAGCAACGUCGUCUCAGCGAAGGUGAUUCUGUGGAUUACGAGGAGACCCGCGACGCUCCCAUCAAGCAACAAGGAAACCAAUCAAAGAAAGGCAAUAAGCCGAAGGGAAGCUCGUCCUCGUUCCACGACAGUGGGCUGGAUCUAACCGGGGGAGCUGCCCACGGCAACAACAGUGAAGCAGAUGCCAAGAACGCCAUGAUGUUUGAAAUGGAUGACGAGGACUAGGAUGAUAUUAUGUAAACACGAAAUAUAUUCAUAGUUUUUUCGAGUGUUUUAGAGGCAUGUUUUCAAGCUAUUUAUAAAUUAAUUAUUGCUACUUUUUUUAAAUAUUUAUACACAUUGUAUUUGGUUUUGCGUCCAAAAAACUCGCUCAAUUGGAAAUCUAAUCAUACAACAAAUUGUAUUUAGGCAACGAAAAAUCAGGGCAAAACGGAAAUCAAAAUAUUCAUAAAACCAUUAAUUGUUAUAUAAUUCGGUUGAUCAUUGAAAUUGUUAAAACAGAAGAACGAACCUAUUACUAUAGUUCAUAGUUACCCAUGUUCAUUGCAAACUAUAAGUUGUAAGUAAACAUUAACGCAUUCAUUUAUUGGCAGCCUGCAUGCUAAUAGCUCACCAUCAAUAACUACUACACAGCAAACAUAAACAAUAUCAAUAGUUAACAAUUCCUCUAGUAUUAUACACGCAAAACAGCAUCCGAAGUAGUCUUUAAGCCAUGGCUGAAGCAAUGAAUGUAACUUUAACUUUUGUAAACCAGCGGAAAGUUAAAAUAUAUAUACACCCCAAGUGAA
Molecule: messenger RNA, 3525 nt
Organism: Drosophila serrata
Lineage: Eukaryota; Metazoa; Arthropoda; Insecta; Diptera; Drosophilidae
Gene: Nop17l
Product: PIH1 domain-containing protein Nop17-like
Biological process (GO): axonemal dynein complex assembly
Cellular component (GO): cytoplasm
Source: RefSeq, a predicted model, not a curated record